Octopus sinensis (East Asian common octopus) is the source of this 792-nucleotide messenger RNA. RefSeq lists its product as uncharacterized. The transcript has 4 exons. The record is from RefSeq and is a predicted model, not a curated record. The coding region runs from base 1 to 792 and encodes 263 amino acids. Lineage: Eukaryota; Metazoa; Mollusca; Cephalopoda; Octopoda; Octopodidae.
AUGAUUCUGAAACAAUUACAAAUGGACGACAUUAACAUUCAAGACUGUCGUGGACAAGCAUUUGAUAAUGCGGCAGUAAUGGCAGGUCAUCGAUCCGGUGUUCAAGCGCGCAUCACAGAAGUUAAUCCAAAGAUUGUAUUUGUGCCAUGCACCAAUCACUCUCUGAAUUUAGCAGCUUCAGUGGGUGCAGAUUCAGUUACAUUUUUGGGGGGCACAUUGGACCGUUUAUUUUCAUUCUUCUCAGCCUCAACACAUCGAUGGGAUAUCUUGAUUGAGAUAACUGGUGCAACUAUCAAACGGGCUGGAGAAACGAGAUGGAGUAGUCGAGCAGAUGCAGUGAAAGUUGUACAUGCAAAAUUCACGGAAACCAUCGCUGCGCUAGAACGGUUGAUGGAUGGAAGCACUCCGUCGAAAGUUCCGCGGCCGCACUUUGCCCGGGACUGCUUUGUUGUCUUCAAAGUGGAAAGCCACUUUGAGAGUGUCCUUGGCUAUUCUCCACGGCAACGCCAUCGUGGUCAUUACCACGGGUCGCGACUGACCGCGUCAUUUGUUCUGGGAUAUAUCAGCGACGUAGCUUUGGAUUUACAAAAAGACGAAUUAGUUAUGGCUAAAACAUCGUCGAUUAAUAUAUCUUCUGCUCGGUCGAUAACGGAUUAUUUGAGGAGAAACCACACUAACAUUGAUAUGGAACAUUUGAAAAACGGAAUCAGUGAAACUAACUACCAAUCAAGCACUAAGGUCAAUGUAAUUGAACUAAGCUCAACCCACUUAAAAUUGUUGGUUUUGAGCUAA